Tilletiopsis washingtonensis is the source of this 3370-nucleotide messenger RNA. RefSeq lists its product as hypothetical. The record is from RefSeq and is a predicted model, not a curated record. NCBI's taxonomy places the organism in Eukaryota, Fungi, Basidiomycota, Exobasidiomycetes, Entylomatales. The transcript has 5 exons. Bases 228 to 3146 code for a protein of 972 amino acids.
UCAGCUCAUAGUCGCGCAUCGAGCUGCGGCUGCGACGAUCUCUCGCCGUGCUUCUUCUCUUGCCACCCUCAUCUUGCGCCGCUUGCUGACGCUCCUCUCGUCCACCUCCGCCUUCUCACCGUCCGCUCCGGCAGGACGCACGCCCUUCAGCUCGACCGCACGACGCCUCUGUCAAGAUAUCACUCACCACACCUGCCAUCCCGCGCCGCACAUCCUCGACGCCAAAGAUGGGCAUCGAUGUCGAGGCGCCGCUGGCACGCACGCCGGUGCGCCACAGCGUCGGCGUCAGCGAGCCGCGCGAGGGCAAGCUCGCCAAGCUGACGGGCCCUGACGAGGCGUCGCGCCGCGUCAGCACGGGCAUCGUCGACAACAGCGGCAGCGCAGCCGCUCGGCGCGCUCCUGCCCAGCCGCGUGAGGGCGAGGCGUCGCGCCGCGAGAGCACGCUCGAGCUGGCCGCGUUUCUCCGCGGCACCGGGCCCACUGGCGAGCCCAGCGGCCGGACUGUCGCCGACUACGAGGACGGUCUGCCGCCUGUGGCGCCGGCCGGCGCAGUGCGCAAGCGCAGCGGGUUCUUUAAGCUGCCGAUCCAGGCCAUUCAGACCAGCAUCGGCAUCGGCGGCUUCAGCGCGGGCAACGCCCGCGCAAGCUCGGCGCAGAGUCCGCCAUUCUCCUCCAAGUUCGAAGACGGCCUGCCGGGCGAGCAUCUCACCAAAAGGGUGCUGCCAAACGGCCGCUCGUACCUGACGACGGGCAGCCUGUCUGGCUCGCCGACGACAGGCUCGCUCAAGACAUCGCCAGGCAUCCUGCGCCACAAGGCGUCGGGCUCGAGCAGCAUCACGCCCUCGGUCAGCUCGCUCUCGGCCACUUGUCCAGUGACCAAGCCUGGCCGCCCGCGCUCAGCGACGUACAAUGGUGCGCCUCCCGUCGCAGACCUGCUGCAGCUGCUGCGCGAAGGUCCGGAUGCCGCUCGACGCUCAAAUGGAGCGGCAAAGCGCCGUAUGGGAAGCGGAGAGUCCGAAGAGGUGCCGCUGCCGCAGCGGCAGGCAUACGCGCCGCCGCAUCAGGCGCAGCCCGACCUGUCUCCUCGUGAAGCACAUCUGGAGCGCGAGGAGGUCAUGGCGCUGCCAGUCGCUAUUGCUGCUCGCACCUUUGCGCCGUCCGACUUUGGCCGUGCAGGAGGGCUGACGGCGCGCAGACGCGAGCGCACGUCGUCGGGCGCCACGGGCGUCUCUGACGAGCCGUCAGCCUCGCUCCCGAAGCGCGAUGGUCUGGUGUACGGCGCAGACGCACCGAACGGCCUGCCUCAUACGCCGCCCCUGUCGCGCGACCAGCUCUGCGGCAGCGAAGCGAGCAGCGCCAAAGCAAGAGCUCCAGCUCAGCCCGCUCGUCCAGUCGACAGCUCGCUGCUGCUGGCGAGCGGACAUGUACCCGCAGGCUUCGGACUCGUGCCCGCGCCGCCUCGUUCGCCGUCGAACCACUCGCCGCGGCCGGUAGCAAGCACGCACUCUGCGCCGCUCGCACCUGGCGAGGGCGAAGCAGGCGUGCCUCGAGCCGCGACACGCCGCUUCGGCUCGUCGCCGUGGGCGCCGCCGACGUCGGACCGCACGUUUGGCAGCGGCAUGUCGGACACGGCGCCCACUUCCGAGAGCCGUUCCAGCAUGACGAGCAAGCGCGCGAGCCUCAUGUACGAUGACAUGGCGGUGAUCAUGGGCUCGACGCCCGCCCAGCGGUCGUCCAAGCGCGCAAGCUCCUCGUGGCUGACCGAAGAGGAGCACGCCGAGCUCGUGAGCGAGCUCAAGCGCGUCGAAGCCGCGGCGAGGACGAGGCCCGGCAGCGCAAGGCCGCUCUCCGCAAACAGCAGCAAACGCUGGGAGGAGCGCAAGCGCCAGUCGAUGCGGCUGAUGCCCGCCGGCGCCGUCGGACCUUGGCACAAGGAAGGUCCACUGCCGGCGCUCGACUUGGCGCCGUCGCCGAGCGGGCUGCCGCCGAUGCUUACGCCGAGCGUCGAUGGCGCGCCCGACACGCCCUCGCGCGGGCCAUCUCCGUCCGAGCCACGCAAGGACGAGGACGAGCGGCGCAUCGAGGCACCUUCGCCGCUGCCCGAGCAGAGCGUGCUUGCGCGCGGCGUGCCGAAGCACGCGGUCUUUGUGGCGCGACGCAGCAGCAGCCUGCCCGACGCUGCGGCAGUGGCACAGGCCUUGGCGACUGCGCCGCCCGUGUCCAGCCUCGAGCCCAUCAAGCAUUCGUCGACGCUUGCGAUGCGCAUAACGAACGGAGGCGCAACGAGAGUUCCGCCCAAGCCAGCGGCGCAGCAUGCGCAGCAACACCGUCUCUCGGCCGUUCUUGCAGCGUCGAACGAGUCGGCACAGGCCGGUGCACAUCGCUCGUCGCAGCAGUCGCACGACGCCUCGACGUCGGAGCUGACCGCGGCGCUGCAAGCGGCACGCGAGAAGACGCUGCUGGCCGAGAGCGAAGCACGUGCCCAGCAAGUCACUGCCUGCCGCCUGCUGCGCCGCUGUCAUGCCAUGCUCGAACUGCAGCGCCGCCACAUCGCCGCACUCAGCGCUGCCUCUCCGACGUCAGGCGCGUCCGAGACCAACGAUUCCAACCAGGGCUCUGCGGACAGCACCAGCCAGUCGCAGCCGCGCCGAGGCUUCUCGCCGCCGAGCAAGGGGACCAAGGCGGACGACGAGCGCCUGGCGCUGCUCUUGACGGACGUGCGUGCCUUUACCGAUGCCGCCAGCCCACGUCGCCGCGGCGGCUCGAAGGGCGCCAAGCCGCAGGAGCCGGCCAAGGAUGCGCAAGCGGAGUCGCUGCUUCGGAGCGAAAGCCUUGACGGGCGCGGCGAAGCUCCACCCGCAGUCGAGACGCACCAGUCGCCGGGCACCGCCACGACCAAGACGCUUGCGCCGCCGCCGACUCGCCCGCUCGGCGAGCUCGUCGAUGAGUCGGGCUCGCGCGCCGCGUCUGUCGCGGCCAGCGCGCCGACGCACCGCGCGAUCCGCCACAUCGGCAGCUUUGAGAACAUUCCGGGCGCUUCGCCGCCGCCGCAGCGCCCGGUGUCCCUUGUUCCAUCGACCACGUCGGCUGCCGCGCGCUACGCCAAGAGCGUGACGGGCAGCACGCUAUCGGACUCCACCUCGUGACCUGUCCCUGCCUCCACCUUUCGGAGCCCCUCUCUCUUUCUUGAUGUGUACCUACCCAACCAGACUGUCGAAGCUUAUCGGUCCGAUGCUCUCGCGCGACGCGCUGCUAGUGGUGAGACAGGGUAUAUUGCGACGGCUCGGCGAUCCAGCGCCGCCGAAGAUGAUGAGCGAUAGCGACGAGUGACGAGCGAGGAGCGAUGGGCGAGCUGCUCAGUUGUUUCUGA